AUGCACGAGAACACAAUUUCAUUUCUACUUUUGGUCCUUUUUGUGGCCUUUGUGGUGACGACUCCGACUCAAUUAACGAAAGAAGUUUCAGAUAUAACAGAGGGUCGCGCAGUUGUUAAGAAGGAUUUGGGUCAAUUGAGUGAGAAGGAACAAAAACUAAUUGAAAUAAACGUGAAUUCUACCAAGCAGGUGAAAAUAGUUAAUACAACCUUGGAAUCUUUGGCUGAAGCAGACACAGAUACCGUUACAAUAGAAGCUGAGGAUGUCAAGAAUACUACAGAUAGAAAUAAGGACGGAAAAACAGAACCGUCAGCAGUUUGUGAAAAUGUUGCGAGUAGACCCGAACUACAGCAACAUCGGAAUAAUUUGAUUGCAACGCCGAAAUUUCAUCAUGGCGGCAGUAAACCUUAUUUACAGGUAGUUGUACCCACACAAUAUCCAUAUACUACAAGGCCGCCACAUAAUUCUGGUUAUGAUGGAGAUCACGGCUAUGGCGGGGAUUACGGUUACGGCAGUCGUCCUGGUUAUGGCGGUUAUUCUGGUUAUGGUGGCUAUCCUGGUUAUGGCGUUUAUCCGGGUUAUGGCGGUUAUCCGGGUUAUGGUGGCUUUCCUGGUUAUGGCGGUUAUCCGGGUUAUGGUGGCUACCCUGGUUUUGGUUAUCCGGGUUUUGGUAAUUACCCUGGUUAUGGUUUUGGUGGUUAUCCGAUAUUUAUUUAUCCAAAUGGAACAAUUGUCAGAUUUCCAUUUGCAAGUUCUCGUGCACUUAAUCUAGAAUCACAAACAUUUUUAGAAAAAUCAAAAUUUCACGCUGAAACACUAAGAACCACCACUGAGGCGAGUGUGGUGAAAGAAAAAAGCGGAGAGAAGGAAUCACUGCCAACAUUCUUUCGUUUUUUAAAUUUUAGUUAA
Messenger RNA from Bactrocera latifrons, 909 nucleotides. RefSeq lists its product as uncharacterized. NCBI's taxonomy places the organism in Eukaryota, Metazoa, Arthropoda, Insecta, Diptera, Tephritidae. The record is from RefSeq and is a predicted model, not a curated record. The transcript is spliced from 2 exons. The coding region runs from base 1 to 909 and encodes 302 amino acids.